GCACGGCAGACACUUCAGCUGCUGCCAGCAGUGCGUUGGCACUCGCGCUUCGCUCUCCCGUCGUGCCGAGCUGCUCCCGCUGCCUGGACUUUUCCUGCUGCCUGCACUGGAGCACCAGUCCCAGCAGGAUGAGCACUGCUCUUCCCGAGGAGGCUGCCAGAGACACCAGAGAGGACGUGGAGCUGGAGAUGGUGAAGGGUACAGAAGAAAGGAUGGAGGUGGACGAGGCUGAUGAGAGCAUGGAGGUCGACGUGGAGGACAACACUGAGGACAUGGACGUCGAUGAGAAGGACAGCACCGAGGACAUGGACGUCGAUGAGGACAGCACCGAGGACAUGGACGUCGACGAGAAGGACGACACUGAGGACAUGGAGGACUGACAGGAAAUAUGAGCACAGAUAUGACCCCUCUGUAAAUAUGUUCUACAUGUUAGAGGUUUUUUUGUAAGUACGUUUUGAAGAUUGCUUUUGUAUCAGCUUCGAAGAUUUUUACUGCAUAGACUUUGAAGAUUGUUAUAGUAUAGACUUAGAAGAUUAUUAUUGCAUAGGCUCCGAAGAUUGUUAUUGUAAAGACUUUGAAGAUUUUAUACUAUAGACUCCGAAGAUUUUAUACUAUAGACUUGGAAGAUUUUAUACUAUAGACUUUGAAGAUUUUAUACUAUAGACUUUGAAGAUUUUAUGCUAUAGAUUUUGAAGAUUGUUUUUGCAUAGGCUCCGAAGAUUGUUAUUGUAUAGACUUGGAAGAUUUUAUGCUAUAGACCUUGAAGAUUUUAUACUAUAGACUUGGAAGAUUUUAUGCUAUAGACUUCGAAGACUGUUUUUGCAUAGGCUCCGAAGAUUGUUAUAGUAUAGACUUUGAAGAAGAUUGUUUUUGCAUAAGCUGCGAAGAUUGUUAUAGUAUAGGCUCUGAAGAUUGUUAUAGUAUAGACUUCGAAGAUUGUUAUAGUAUAGGCUCCGAAGAUUGUUACUGCAUAGACUUUGAAGAUUGUUAUUGUAAGCACUUUGAGAUUGUUAGUGAAUAGACUUCCAUGUAAAUACGUUCUAUAGAUUGUUUCAUUAUAAGGAUUGUUAUAAUGAAACAAGUUCUGUAAAUGUUUUGAUGAUCUUUGUUAAAUAAA
Molecule: messenger RNA, 1117 nt
Organism: Ficedula albicollis (Collared flycatcher)
Lineage: Eukaryota; Metazoa; Chordata; Aves; Passeriformes; Muscicapidae
Product: histone deacetylase HDT2-like
Exons: 3
Coding region: 129-380 (83 amino acids)
Source: RefSeq, a predicted model, not a curated record